AUGAAUAAAGAUAUCAAGCAAAAGGACCAACGGGGAAAUGGAGACCCUGAUCUUGUUGACGAUUCCGGUAGUGGUAACGAGUUGCUGAUGGCUAUCAUAAAGCAACGAGCUAUGCAAGGAAGCCAAAAAGCAGAUCUCGACAACAUUGCUGCGGGUGCAAAUCGAGCAACGGGUGAGGGAGAUACUAGUACAAAGACCCUGGAAGAAGAUGGGAAAGCAAAACGUGACUACGCACCAUCGGCAGGACUACAAACUAUGAUGCCUGCUGUCGGUGUAGUAGCUCUUGACGAUGGAGACAAGCUGGCAAUAUCCGAAGGUACCCCACAAAUGUCCGCAUGGCUAACGGCCAGGGCUCAAACUGAUUGUUUACAGUACGAAAGCCCGACAACCGACUUGUCCACAUCAAAGAUGGACGAAGUUGAUCAAAAUGAAACAGCUCCUGGGGCUUACGCACAAACGGCAGGAAGACGGGAGCGCCGAAGACCCUCUUUCUUUGAAGAAACUACAGAAGACUUGGAUCUGUCCGAAGCGAAUGUGGACCUCGAGGAUCCAGGAAGCCGGCGUUAUGCACCUUCUAUGGCCACACAUCAAGAAAUGCCCCCCGCAGUCGAAAGUGAAGACAAUGGAAAUUCUGGCCUAGUCACAGCAUUUCCAGUACACGAAGAUGGCAUCACAACGGCUGAAGCGGUGGAUGAUAUCCAGCCAUCAACAAAACAGAGAUCGUUUUGGGUCAUUGCGGCAUCGGUUGCUGCACUUCUCUUUUUGGUUGCAAUUAUUGUUCCUACCACUAUCGUUGUCGUAAUGUCCUCCACAAACAAUGACCAGAGUGGCAAAGUCACAUCAAAUCCCAAACACCCAGAAGCGAGCUUGGCUCUGAGUCUCCCAGACUUCACAACUACCGCUAUUUUGGAGGAUCCAGUGUCACCACAAGCCAAAGCGUACAGCUGGUUGCUUGAGGAUCCCUUCUUUGAUGAGUUCACCGAGGCAAGAAAGUUGCAACGCUUUGUCCUUGCUACGUUGUAUCACGCCACCAACGGGGAUGGAUGGAGCAUCCAGAAAGACUGGCUGAGCUAUGAAGCACAUGAGUGCCAGGACUGGUACAGUCAAGUAUCCAACAUUCCUGGUGAAUUCCAAGUCUGCAAUGGAGAGGAUGAAUACACUUCAUUAGUGUUGACCUCCAACACGCUCAUUGGUUCCAUCCCGCCAGAACUUGGACUCUUGAGUUCUUUGCAACUCUUACUCCUUGGAAACAACUACCUUGCAGGGUCCAUACCACAAUCAGUUUGGGAUAUUCCUGCCUUGGGGAUGCUAGCACUGAACGGAAACCAGUUGACUGGGUCGUUGCUUCCUGAGCACUUGAAGGCCAUCCAGCAUGGCAUGAUAUCUGGGUCUAUCCCACCAGAGCUUUUCACCCACUGGGGCAAGCUGGCACACCUUGAACUCAGGGAGAAUGAGCUCAGCAGCAGCAUACCCACUGAGAUUGGGUUUCUGACUGCCCUGAAGGAAUUUUACCUCUAUGACUGCAGUCUAACUGGAACCAUCCCAUCAGAGAUUGCCCUGUUGAGCAACAUGACAAACUUUGUGGCCAGUAGCAAUGAGUUGUCUGCAUCCAUCCCAGAAGAACUGUGGGGCCUGACACACUUGAAUGAUUUCUUCCUAUAUGGGAAUCUUCUUUCCGGUUCUCUUGCAACUGAAGUAGGUCUCUUGACAGAUCUAGUGAGGUUGGAUGUGGGAGUGAACAGCAUGGUGGGCACAAUUCCCAGCACGUUAGGUCUGUUGACAAAGCUGACACACUUGAGGCUGAGUGACAAUGCAUUUGAAGGGAGUCUUCCAUCCUCCGUUUGGAAUUUUGCUUCCUUGGAGUUUUUGUGGGUGAAUGGCAAUGUCUCAGGUUCCAUCCCCGGAUCUGUUGGUGCCAGUUUGAGAGAAGUGAAUCUGACUGGUUCAACCUUCAUCAGUGGGACAAUUCCAACCAAUUUUUGCUCUAUUCAGCAACUAGACUUCGACUGCUCUGACAUUCUUUGUGGUUGUGAGUGCUCCUGUGACAUGGGUAAACAACCAUAG
Molecule: messenger RNA, 2064 nt
Organism: Seminavis robusta
Lineage: Eukaryota; Bacillariophyta; Bacillariophyceae; Naviculales; Naviculaceae
Source: the annotation of a GenBank genome assembly